Molecule: messenger RNA, 2524 nt
Organism: Zea mays
Lineage: Eukaryota; Viridiplantae; Streptophyta; Magnoliopsida; Poales; Poaceae
Exons: 2
Coding region: 577-2142 (521 amino acids)
Source: RefSeq, a predicted model, not a curated record
UAUCUCUAAUGUGACUUGAAGUUGAUCACACAUGUGUCGCCUUGCAUCUUGGGUCUAAGUAUGUUUUUUUUGUGCUAUUUAUUUGGUAUUAUUUGUGCAUUUUUCAUUUCUAAUUACUCUAGAUAGUUUAAUUCAAAAAUCUUGCAUUUCUCAAAUACAUCAUAAGUAUAUGCAUGCAUACCAACUUUUGGAUUGGUCAAAAUGUCCAUAUAUGAGCACCAAUUCGGAUUCGGAAUUCAAAAUCAGAAAGUGGACAGAAAUUGGAAAAAUGAGUAUCAGGCCGCGGACCGUCCGCCCAUGGACCGCGGACCGUCCGCAGCAUCAAGCAAUGGACAGUCCGAGCAGCCUCGCAGACUGUCUGAGGUCAUCAGGACGCGGACCGUCCGCCGCCCCCGCGCGGACCGUCCGCGACAGGGCAGAAAAAGGACCAGAGCCCGCAGACUUGCCAGUUGUGCCUAUUCGGUUGUUCUCUCUUGCUCUCCACUCGCUAUAUCCUCUCUUGUGUCGAGUGUGCGCGGACCGUGAAGUGAAGUUGCGUGCGGACAGUCCGACAGCUUGCUGCACCAUUCCCUCAACAUGUCUUCAUCACGUGGUCUUGGUGGUCUACGCAAGAAACUUGCAGGUCGCUUUAAAUCCAAGCGCCCUCGAGGAAAUGAUGAUGAUUAUGUACCAACCACUGAUUCAGAAGCCCAAUCCUCAGCUGGGGGCACUGAAUCCAUGGAUGCGGAAGAUUUUCCUCAUGUUCAUCCUGAUUAUCCCAUUGAUAUCCAAGGAUGGACUUUCCCAAAGCGGAGAUUUUCUAUGACUGAGUACUGCUCUCGACGGACUGUGAAUCAGUAUGCUCUGCCAUCAGAUACCAACAUCCAGUUUUUCCACACGCAGCUGCAGUUUGAUGUUUUCUGGGGCACCCUGGUGGAUACUAAUUUCCAUAAGCAUCAGGUGAUUGAUUGGUCAUUCCUGCUCAGUCAAUCAGUCAUGGAGGGUUUGAUCCCUAAGUUUGAGGCAUGCGGACUAUAUCAGUUUAUGGGGCAGCGCACAGAUUUUAAUGAAAUGGCUGUUAAGCAAUUCUUGGCUACCUCAGAGAUUGAUAUUGCAGAAGAAUCCAUCACCUGGAUGACUGGCUUCAAGCGCUACUCUGCUUCUUUUGCUGACUUUGCAGCUGCCAACAGUCUGAACUAUGGCACCAUUUCUGCUGGAGUGGAUCUUUAUACUGAAGACAAUUUUGAGGAUUUUGUGCAGUUUUAUGAGCCAGCCAGACUUGGUAUACCCAGGAGAUUUGGUGAGACAGCAGGACUCAGACAUCAUCCUGCUGUCAUCAACAAGAUUGCCAGAGUCACCAUCCUUCCCAAGAGUGGUGAUAAGAGUAAAAUCAGGGAGAAGUUCUGGAACAUAAUUCAUCACAUUAUGAAUGGAGAAGUCAUGAACAUUGUUCUUUUCAUGAUGAGGCAGCUUAAUGAUUUAAAGAUGGACAAGAAUCAAAACUUGGCAUAUGCUCCAUACAUUAUGGCUCUUAUCAAAUCCAAGACAAGAUUUGAGGGCCCAUGUGAGAUUGUCCACACUCCAUUCAGGCCUUUUAAGAAUGAGAUAGGGUUUCUCACCAGGCCACUCACUCCAUUCCCAGAUGAUGAGGAAGACCCUGGCUAUGAGGGUGGAGCAGCGCCUAAUGUUGAGGAACAGCAGAUGCCUCCUCCUCCACCUCCUCCUCAGCCUCAGCACUAUUGGGAGCCUGCUCCAGGAUAUUUUGAUCCUUAUUUUCACAACAUGCAGCAAGGGCUGGAGGCUCAUAUUGAUACUCGAUUUGAGGGGUUGAUGUCACAUGUGGAUCACCGCCUCGAUGACAUGCGGUCUCGCUUUGACGACAACUGGGAUGUGCUCAACUCUGAAUUUUCUGACCUUCGUGAUCACAUUCACACUAAUGUCACUGAUCCCAUCAUGUCAAGGCUGAAUAAUAUGCAACAAAGCUUUCAAGAUAACAUGGGUGCUCUCUCCAGUCAGUUUGAUAAUCUUUCUACAACUGACAACAUGCAUGAUAUCAGUCAGAGGCAGCAGCAGCUCCAGCAGGACUUUGACCAGUUCUCCUCCCUGUUUGACACCUUCCGCACUCAUUAUUACCACAUGCAUCCUCCGCCGAGUGAUCAGUAAGGCCUCUCCUUUGUGGCAAUUGAUGCCAAAGGGGGAGAGAAGUGAUGAGAAGUUGUCAGGCGUCUCCUUCAGGGGGAGUUGGUGGUUCUAUGUGGACACUAAGACCAUGCAUAUGCAUUUUAUCUUUUUUGUGCCGUUUUAGUUUAUGUCUUAUGCAUUUGGAACUUGGUUCGAUCUAUUAACUCUAUGUCGUAUGUCUGUGGAUUAUUAUCUGUAAUAUUCUGUGGGAUGAACUAUGUUUUAGUUCAAAUUACUCUGUGUGUGGUUAAUCGAGAUGUGAUUAUAAUUGCUGCGCUCACUCUACGAAUCAUCGCUUGUAUGUCUCGAUAACCAUGUUUGUAGGAAAGUCUCCAUCAAGCUCUAAUAUAUUAUGUGUGUUAUA